CUCUCCAUCUCUCCGUGUCUCUCACCAUCUCCCUUCCCCCUCAUCCUCGUCUUCUUUCCUGGGAUUAAAAUUGGCUGCACUCAUGUGCUGUGUCUUUUGGAGCAGCGGUUGAGAAGCAAAGGCAGGAGGGAAACAGUUAGGUUUAACGGAGGCAGCAGAAGAUGUGCAGUGGUUGGUUGCAAGGCUAGAGGACGCCUGAGAGGACAGGCUGUCUGUGGAGGGGGAGUGGUUGACAAGGAUUUGCGGCACUACCUCAACCUGCGCUUCUCCAAGGGCUCUGUGGACCACGACCACCAACAGAUCAUCAGAGACAACCUCUACCUCCGCACUGUUCCCUGUACUACCAGGCAGCCUAAGGAAGGGGAGGUGCCGGGGGUGGACUACAACUUUGUGAGUGUGGAGCGUUUUAUGGAACUGGAGCAAAGUGGAGCCCUACUAGAGAGUGGAACCUAUGAAGAUAACUUUUACGGCACACCGAAACCUCCAGCGGAGCCAUCCCCUGCAGCCCCUCCUCUGAAUGUGAGUGAGGCCCUGCUGCCUGGAGCCCGGCCCAGCGCCCAGGGCAAGAGGAAGAGAAACCAGUCAGUCAGCAACAUGGAGCAGCGCGCCAGCCUGGAGCCGCCUGAGGAGGAGGAAGAGGAGAGUCCGGUUGUUAACGGCAAUGGGGUGGCCAUCACACCAGAGUCCAGUGAACAUGAGGACAAGAGCACAGAUGCCUCUGGGGAGGUUGCUGUUGAAGCAUCCAGCCAGGCCCUAGCCUCUGCUGAGCCCCCCACCGAAGGAGAGGAGGCCCCAAAAUCUCCCUCUAAAUCCCCCGCCAAAGUCCCAGACGCAGAUGAGGAAGAGCUCGGUCCUCUGCCUGACAACUGGGAGAUGGCCUACACUGAGAAGGGGGAGGUCUACUUCAUAGAUCACAACACCAAAACUACAUCAUGGCUGGAUCCUCGGCUCGCGAAGAAAGCAAAGCCACCAGAAGAAUGCAGGGAAGACGAGCUGCCCUAUGGCUGGGAGAAGAUAGAUGACCCCAUCUACGGCAGCUACUAUGUAGAUCACAUCAAUCGAAGGACUCAGUUUGAGAACCCAGUCCUGGAAGCCAAGAGACGCCUUGAGCAGCAGCGGCAGAUGCAGAGCCAGGGACUGUCCGCUCUACCACUGCCCACUAUAUACAGAGAGAAGCCGUUGUUUACGAGGGACCCAACCCAGCUGAAGGGCACCUUCCUGUCCACAGCCCUGCAAAAGAGCAACAUGGGAUUUGGCUUCACCAUCAUCGGAGGUGACGAGCCGGACGAGUUCCUGCAAGUGAAGAGUGUAAUACCAGAUGGACCGGCCGCUCAGGACGGAAAGAUGGACACAGGAGACGUCAUCGUCUACAUUAAUGACAUCUGUGUUCUCGGCACCACACACGCCGAUGUUGUCAAGCUGUUUCAGUCGGUACCAAUAGGUCAGAGUGUGACCCUUGUGCUCUGUCGAGGAUAUCCUCUGCCUUUUGACCCUGAGGACCCCAGUGGCGCAGCGAGCACCUCCCUGACACCGAUCGGCCUGGAGCACCGCCCCCUGGUGGUGAACGGCCGCGGCAGCUACGACCCGUACCUUGAGUAUCUGUCCUUGAGCUCCCAGCUGCCUCCUCAGGCCCUGGCCCAGGCCGGAGCGCCUCACCCCGGGGACACGCAUCUAGAUGGCUCAUCCCUGCCGCCCACCACACCUGGCUCAGCCUCGGCACUCACACCUCACGACGACAAUGUGUCCAUGGCCUCCUCGGGGACUGCAGGGGUUGGCGGGGCAACAGCAAUGGCGGCAGAGCUGCUGACGGUUACUAUGGUGAAAGGGACGGAGGGAUUUGGGUUCACUAUUGCCGAUAGUCCCACUGGUCAGCGAGUUAAACAGGUGCUGGAGCCGGGCUCGCAGGGAGCGUCGGGGCUGAUAGAGGGAGACCUGAUCCUGGAGGUUAACCAGCAGCCAGUGGCUGCAGCUGGACAUGGACGAGUGGUAGAGAUGCUUAAAGAGUGUCCUGUGGGAGCCGAGGCAACACUCCUCAUACAAAGAGGAACAGGCCACAUCUCUCCAUGGAAGGCCUCCAAACAGUUGACUGACCAGUGGGACCCACAUGGCAGCCCACAGGCAAACAUGUCUGGCCCAGUCUUGCCGCCUGGCACACCCUUCCCAAACCAGCCACAGCACCGCACUUCUGUUCCUGACUCAACUGAAGGCUUUGACCUUAACAAGCCUGACCCUUACGACCUUUACGAGAAGUCGAGGGCUAUCUACGAGAGCCGACGUCCAGAGUACGAAGAGGUGGAGGUGCACCUGCUGAGGGAGAAGACCGGUUUCGGCUUCCGCAUCCUGGGGGGAGACGAGGCCGUGCAGGCUAUUGUUAUUGGCGCUAUAAUAGAGAACACUCCCGCUGAGCGUGAUGGGCGGCUUCGACCCGGGGAUGAGCUCAUUUCUGUGGAUAAAAACGUGGUUGCCGGGAAACCGCACAAAUACGUAAUAGACCUGAUGCAUGCGGCCGCUCGCAACGGUCAAGUCAGCUUGACUGUGAGAAGGAGAGUGCAAAUGCCUGGUGAACCGUGUCCCGUGAACGGCCGCAGCCCUGGCUCAGUGUCGACACAACACAGCUCUCCACGCAGCGACGCAGCCUCAGCUUCAGGCCCUCCGUCGGUCGCAGUCCCUGCUGCCACCUCUCCUCCAGAGGGAUCCGCCCUGCAAACCAGUGAUGUGGUUAUUCACCGCAAGGAGAAUGAGGGCUUCGGCUUCGUCAUCAUCAGCUCCCUGAACAGACCGGAGAAUGCCACCGUCAUCACUGUGCCACAUAAAAUAGGACGCAUCAUUGAGGGCAGCCCUGCAGACCGAUGUGGGAAGCUGAAGGUGGGCGACCGGAUCCUGGCUGUGAACGGACAGUCCAUCAUCAGCAUGCCACACGCAGACAUUGUCAAGCUCAUUAAGGAUGCUGGGCUAACAGUCACACUGCACAUCAUACCAGAGGAGGGUUCCCAUUCUGGGCCCAGCUCAGAGAAGCAGAGCCCCAUGACCCAGAAACACAGCCCACAGACCCAGCCCAGCCCUGUAGCCCAGCCAAGCCAAGGAGGCAUCCAGCCCAGCCAGACAGCUCCUCAGCCAGGCCAGACGGCCACUCAGCCAGGUCAGGCACCUGUCCAGCCCGGCCAGACACCAGCUCAGACAAGCCAAACAGUGACCGGCCCUCCUGCACCAGCAGCCUCUCAGCCUGCAGCAGCUGGAACCCAGCAUAGCCCGGUCACCCAGCCCUCUGGCCUCCCUCCACAGCUCUACCUCCACGACGGCAGGUCAGAGGUAAAAGCCAGACAGGACGUCAAACCUGACUUCCGCCAUCCUCCCUUCACUGAUUACAGGCAACCUCCAGUAGACUACCGUCAUCCACCAGUUACUGAUUAUCGACAGCCUCCAACGCUGGACUACCGACACCCGCCUGGUCUGCUGGAUUUCAGACAGCAUCCUACAGCUGCACAGUUCCCCCUGGGGAUCCCUGCUGACUUCAGACCACAGGACUUUGAUUACUUCACAGUGGAGCUGGAGAAAAGUGCAAAAGGUUUUGGCUUCAGUAUCCGCGGGGGCAGAGAGUACAAGAUGGACCUAUUUGUCUUGCGCCUCGCUGAGGAUGGUCCUGCCAUACGUAAUGGAAGGAUGAGGGUGGGGGAUCAGAUCAUAGAAAUUAACGGGGACAGCACUCGGGAUAUGACUCACGCCCGUGCCAUUGAACUCAUUAAGGCAGGAGGCAGGCGGGUCAGGCUGCUGCUAAAGAGAGGCACAGGACAGGUGCCAGAAUAUGACUGUCCCGGCCCCUGGGAUCCCCUUUCUACAGCCCACUCUGCCCUGCAGGAAGUGACCCUCGGACCCCACCCAAAUCCAUUGCUCUCAUCCCAUCCAGCCUCAGCCCCAGACUCCCCUCAUCAGUUCCCUCUAGAGGCCACAGUGUGCAUGGCAGACAAACCUCCCCAGCUGACAGACCACAGCUCCAUUAGAGGGGCUACAGGUGGCAGGUCCACCCAGCAGAAGUGUGUCAUCAGGGGGCAGGGAACCCCUCAGGGGUCUGGAGAAGUGGACUGUGGACCAGGCGACAGACAGCAUCGGAUUUUGCCUCCCAAAGCUGUCCUGGGGAGGUCCGUUGAAAGACGAGAGAGGCAGAGGGAGGCUUGCUCCCCCUGCUGUGAGAGAAAGGGCCUGCACACACAGGCGAUGAGCACUGUCUGGCCCUGGGACACAUAUGUGAAUGUGAAUUCAAAUGUAGCCUCUCUGGCCAGUGGAGAUGGACAUGUCAGCCUCCAGGAGAGGCUGGUGUCCAGAGGUCUGUUCUCCAAAGAAGAUGAGAGGGCCAGCGGCCACAGUGGGCUCUGCUGCCCCUCUAAAACUGUGGAAGAUCCUCCUGCGAGGAGCGCAGCUGCCUCCCCUGGGCCCUGGAAUGUCCCGGGGUCUGAUAAACUGCCUGGCACCCUGAGGUCCUGGACCUCCACAGUAAGCAGGUAGAAUGGAUCUAGCUGGUUUGGACUGGAUCGCACUGUCUGGCUCCUCUUUCAGUUCACCAUCAGAUGUUUGAGAAAAAUUUCCCUUGCUCUUUCUUUCUGUCCUGUUUUCUUCUCCAUCUACUUGUGAAAUCAUGUUUUGUUUCAUUCGUUCUCAUGAGAUGAUUAUUACACCCACCACCUUAAAAAACAGAAGAACUUUAACGGCUAUUGUAACAUACACUAUAAAACCUGAUGGAGACUACUCAGUAUGAAAGCAUUUUGGACCCUCAGAUGCGACAGUUGAUGUUCCGAUCACAGAUGGAGCAACGAUGUCUGACUCUGAGUGGAGAUGUGCUUUUGAAACAUAGUUUUCUGACCCUGUCUGGCUCAGAUUGAUUAGUGCAACAUAACUUCAGAUGGAACAAGGUUCCUCACAAGAGAGAGACAUAUGUACAUCCAAGAGGUUUACUUUUGCUCCAUUUUCUCUGUGCAGUGGGAAGAAUGAGACCACAAAUCUGUCAGAUGGAGGAAGUGACACUGAAACUCCUGGAGGACAUGGCACUGACCCAAGUGACAGCCUGGUUAACCCGACAUAUGUUAAGCUCUCACACGCCUACCGAUAUAUCAUAUACUGUAAAUGUAAAGAUGUGAAAAAUAUGUACAUUUGGUAAACUCAAAAACAUAACUGUUGGUGUUUUUUGAGGCCGUGUUGUAGUUAGAAACAUUGUAAAGAAAAGAGAAAACAAACACCAGGACAGUAUUUUAGGAUCACUAUUUCCAUGGCCUCGUCUAGAACUACAUAUCAAAGACUGCGACCAAACCCAGACUUCUGAGGGAUGCAGUGGUUGUGUGCAUGGAUAUAAACCACCAUGUCAUUAAACAGGGACUCACAUGUCAAUAGGAGGUAAAUUAUGGAGAGGAUAUCCUCUGUGGAGCUGACCAGUUGGUACUCAUGUGAGACAGAGACAAUGUUUUUCUUCAUCAAAUUGAACUUUUGAGUGGCUGACAACAGUUGGCUUAGUAAGAACUCAUACUGUUCUGUCAACCAUGUAGUCAAUGUGCAGAAUUAUAAGCUGUGCUGUAUUCAUUUGAUGCUCAACAGAAAAAUUAUGUCCAGUCUAUAAUUCCCAUUUCUAUGCCUUUUACUGUGCUAAGUGUACCACAUCACUGUGGGAGAGGGGCAUCGGUGUGAGGAAGAGGAGGCCGAUGGUUAUGAGGUGGGGCGGAGUGCCUUACUCAAACUAAUGCAGAGCUGUUGCCGUUGUGGUUCGUUUUAGGAGCUGAAUGCAAAACAGGUGUCGGUAACCGUGCACACAAAUCAGCAAACUGUUGAGUUGUGGAGCCUGUUUUCUUCGGACUUAACACCAAACAGUAUAUACAGUUAUCUUGAUGCACUCUCAGCUGUAUAGCUUAUCAAUGUCAACAACUGCCCAUGUCCCCUAGUGUUGAAGAGGUCAUAAAAUGUAGCCUGUAGCAUUAGAUCCUCUUCUUAGAGAGUCACUUGGGAGAGUCGAGCCGUGAACCUUUAUCCAGACAGGGUUAUUAUCUAAGUGGACCAUGGUUUCUGUUGUGUCAGAUGACUUUCAUUUCAGCUUUAUUUGUCUUUUCCACAUGUUUGCAGGCAGUGACGGUGACAGAUGAUCUUUGAAACAUAAACGCAUUAAAACAUCUAUUCGAUCACCAAGUUUGGUCACUGGCAGAGUCGAGGCAUGCUGCUAAUAAACGGAGACACCACAGAGGAAGUCACUAUCCUUCUUCAUUUAUCCACUUUGAUAUCAUCCAUUUCUCUGAACAAGAUGUUUGCUCACAUUAAAAUUAAACCACCAGAGCUUCUGAGUACUGGAAUACCAUAAGUUUAAAAAAAAAAAAAAAAAAAAAAAAAAAAUCACAAUGCAAUGUGACAAUGGGACUGAAUGAAUGCAGCAUGAUGGCAGAUCCAAGCUGUACUUUGUACCAAACUGCUCUCAGCGAGACAAUGCACCUGCAGACUGGGAUAGUAAGACCUUGUGCAUAAAGCAUCAGCAGAACUGAAUUUGACCUGCAGUGGUUUCUGGGUAAAACAUAUGGUCUGGAUGUUUCUGAGCCUCAUGGUUCAUGUGAUAAACUGAUUAACAUGUUAGUGAGGAGCAUGAGAACAUGCCAUUAGGCUGUAGAAAUGUGUUUACUGUACGUAGGUGAAAGAAUAUGUCAUCUAGCCCUCUGUCUCCAUCCAGGCCGUCCCCUGCCUGCUGUGAGUGAUUUUGUAUACAGAAACAAAAAAAAAAACGCUUUAUUGGAACCUGUGAAGGAAGGCACGUUCAUAAAUCCCCAUUGAGAUCAAGUAUAACUGUGUAGUGUUAAUUGUGUACUAUUCACCUUGUACAGCUGUAUUCCUACAAAUAUGGUUUACUGUAUCAUUGAUACUGUAGUUUCAAAGACGUGAACAACUAUUUUUAUGAAAUGCGACAGUACUGAUAUAUUACAUUUUGCUAAAAAACAAAAAACUUGUUUACUGAAAGAUAUUCUGAAAUACUGUCAAAUAAACUCUUGACAUGGUGUAAAAUAUUCUCUUCUAGAGAUUGUUUUACUUAUAACCACCGUGGUGAGACUAGAGCUGAAACAAUUAGUCAACUAAUCAACUGACAGAAAAUUAAUGGGCAACAAGUUUGAUAAUCGAUCAAUGGUAUCCAUUUUUUCGCCCAAGCAAAAGUGUUAAAUAUUCUCUGGUUCCAUCAUCUCAACUGU
Xiphias gladius (swordfish) is the source of this 7202-nucleotide messenger RNA. RefSeq names its product membrane-associated guanylate kinase, WW and PDZ domain-containing protein 2-like. Gene Ontology annotation, molecular function: beta-1 adrenergic receptor binding; type II activin receptor binding; signaling receptor complex adaptor activity. The record is from RefSeq and is a predicted model, not a curated record. NCBI's taxonomy places the organism in Eukaryota, Metazoa, Chordata, Actinopteri, Istiophoriformes, Xiphiidae. Gene Ontology annotation, cellular component: dendrite; cytoplasm. The transcript is spliced from 22 exons. Bases 409 to 4500 code for a protein of 1363 amino acids. Gene Ontology annotation, biological process: receptor clustering; signal transduction.